Molecule: messenger RNA, 564 nt
Organism: Daphnia magna
Lineage: Eukaryota; Metazoa; Arthropoda; Branchiopoda; Diplostraca; Daphniidae
Product: immediate early response 3-interacting protein 1
Exons: 4
Coding region: 278-523 (81 amino acids)
Biological process (GO): endoplasmic reticulum to Golgi vesicle-mediated transport
Cellular component (GO): endoplasmic reticulum membrane; COPII-coated ER to Golgi transport vesicle; Golgi membrane
Source: RefSeq, a predicted model, not a curated record
AUGGAUGCGAAUUUGGGUCCCAAAGCCAAGAAACAAAAAUGUAUAAAAUCCCUUCGGGAGAUAAAAAAAAAUUACAUGGUGACAUUCCUCGUGCUAAGAGGAAUCUAAUAAUUAUCCUUAGAAUAUGCAACAUUAGAUUUCCGGAAACAAUUCAACGUGGGUGAUCAGUUCCCAGUUAUGCCUCUUUGGAAAGUGACAAAUCAACCAUACUGUUGCUAACUGUCUUGGGAUAUUACAUACAACUUAAACCUUAUUCACACCUUGAAUAAGAAAAAAGAUGGCAUUUACAUUGUGGGGAUUGUUGGAGGCCUCUCUUCUUUUGGUCAAUGCUAUCUGUAUUUUACAUGAAGAGAGAUUUCUUGCAAAAGUUGGUUGGGGAGGAGAGCAAGUUCAGGCUUAUGGAAGUGGACCAAGUGUCAAAUCCCAAAUCUUAAAUCUCAUUCGCUCUGUGAGGACUGUUAUGAGGAUUCCAUUGAUAUUCAUCAACAUAGUUGUCAUCUUGAUGAAAUUGGUUUUUGGUUGAAAUUUCUAAGAAGUCCCUCUAAAUACAAAUUUUUGCACGAA